Molecule: messenger RNA, 1119 nt
Organism: Neurospora hispaniola
Lineage: Eukaryota; Fungi; Ascomycota; Sordariomycetes; Sordariales; Sordariaceae
Product: Saccharopine dehydrogenase
Exons: 4
Coding region: 1-1119 (372 amino acids)
Cellular component (GO): cytoplasm
Molecular function (GO): saccharopine dehydrogenase (NAD+, L-lysine-forming) activity
Source: RefSeq, a predicted model, not a curated record
AUGGCCCCUACCGUUCUCCACCUCCGCAGCGAGACCAAGCAUCUCGAGCACCGGUCUGCGCUCACCCCCGCCACCACCGCCGAGCUCAUCAAGGCUGGCUACAUUGUCAACGUCGAGCGCUCCCCCGAGCGAAUUUUCGACGAUGAGGAGUUCGAGAAGGCUGGCGCCACUCUGGUGCCUGAGCACAGCUGGGUCGAUGCUCCCAAGGAGCACAUCAUUGUUGGCCUGAAGGAGUUGGAGGAGAAGGAUUUCCCUCUCAAGCACGUUCAUGUUCAGUUCGCUCACUGCUACAAGCAGCAAGCCGGUUGGGAGAACGUCCUUGCCAGAUUCCCCCGCGGUGGCGGCACUCUUCUUGACCUCGAGUUCUUGGUUGAUGAGCACGGUCGCCGUGUGGCUGCUUUCGGCUUCCAUGCUGGUUUUGCCGGUGCCGCCCUUGCCCUCGAGGUGUGGGCUUGGCAGCUCAACCACAGCGAGCCCUUCCCCGGCGUCGAGAGCUACCCCAACGAGGAUGCUCUGAUCGCCGACGUCAAGAAGGCUGUCAAGGAGGGUGUUGAGGCGGCCGGCCGUCUUCCUCGCGUGAUCGUCAUUGGUGCCCGUGGCCGUUGCGGCUCCGGUGCCGUCAGCGCUCUCAAGAAGGCCGGCAUCCCCGAUGAGAACAUUCUCGACUGGGAUAUGGCCGAGACUGCGAAGGGCGGUCCUUUCAAGGAGAUCACCGACAGCGACAUCUUCGUCAACUGCAUCUACCUCACCAGCAAGAUUCCCAACUUUGUGAACAUGGAGUCCCUCCAGGUCCCCGACCGCCAGCUCCGCGUAGUCUGCGACGUCUCCGCCGACACCACCUCUCCCUUCACCCCGGUGCCCAUCUACACGGUGGCCACGACCUUCGACAAGCCUACGGUUCCUGUCGACGGGCUGACCUCCGGUCCUCCUCUCUCCGUCAUCUCCAUCGACCACCUCCCCUCGCUUCUGCCGCGCGAGGCUUCCGAGGCCUUCAGCCAUGACUUGCUUCCCUCGUUGCUUACGCUUAACGACUGGCAAAACUCGCCUGUCUGGGCGAGGGCGAAGCAGUUGUUUGAUGAGAAGGUUGCUACUUUGCCGGAGAGUGCCCUCCAGAAGUAA